Pyricularia grisea is the source of this 5034-nucleotide messenger RNA. RefSeq lists its product as uncharacterized. The coding region runs from base 281 to 4846 and encodes 1521 amino acids. NCBI's taxonomy places the organism in Eukaryota, Fungi, Ascomycota, Sordariomycetes, Magnaporthales, Pyriculariaceae. The transcript is spliced from 3 exons. Gene Ontology annotation, cellular component: nucleus. The record is from RefSeq and is a predicted model, not a curated record. Gene Ontology annotation, molecular function: ATP-dependent chromatin remodeler activity; ubiquitin protein ligase activity; ATP binding. Gene Ontology annotation, biological process: DNA damage response; protein polyubiquitination.
UGUCACGUGACUUCGCUGCUAUCAACCAGUCGGUUUGCCCCUCACUAAAACGCGGGUCGGAUUACGCUGGUCGCGUCAUGUUGGUGCUGGUUUUUGGCUGCAAAUGCAGCUAAUAUUGCAAACCAUCCCUAGAUACCUGGGUACCUUAGCUACGAAACCUCCCUCAACUACCUACACCCCGAUCAACAAACCGACGAAGUGUCCUUCAAUCAUCAUCUUGUGGCCAUUCCUCAUUGAUACUACCAGAAUGAAACAGCUGGGCUCUUAGCAUUGCCAUACAAUGGUCCCCCAACGCACUCCACAGCAGAGCUGCUGCCUCUCCAACCUUGACCAAUCUGAGAGAGGCGAACCUAUACAUGUCGCUCGGGAAUUUCCGAUUAAAGCUCUUGCCUUUUUCCGAGAUUUUAGCGAUGACGAUGUUGUCGAAAUAGAACCACCAGCAAAGCGCCGUAAACAUGAUGACGAACCUCCCAUCGAAGUACACCAGGCUGAACUUGUCAUCUCAAGGAAAAAACAAUCUUGCUCAACACCCGAACACUCUUUCGCAAGGGUGAUAGAUGGAGAAUGCAUUAGGGUACAAGAGUUCCGGGAACCUACCACGACAGCUCUGCGCCUGGGACGGCAUCUUGAUGAUGACUCGUUUUCGCUAUCGAUCGACAUGCCCAAAGGCAUACCGCAGGACAUAUCUGCCUUCAUCAACUUCUCCGACUCCCUUCCCCGAGGGCGCCAGGCCGGCAGAAUCAGACUCAAGAGCGAACUGCACUUUGCUGCUCAGAGCGAACAAGUGACCCUCCGUCUCAGGUUCACGCUAUUAUGGCAAUCGAUGAAGACUUUCCAUGCCCUGCGUUCAUCUGGAAACCUUGCUUAUAUCCAUGAUGCGAGGCAAGCAAUGCUAUCAGCCAUACUUCCUGGCCUGCCCGUCGAGACUUCAGAGGGAUCACCUCAGGAAUUCUACAAAGCCGCACACUCUACCAAGCCGGAGAUCUUUGACAUGCCCGUACCAGGACUCAAAGCCGUCUUGUACCCUUUCCAGAGACGUGCCGUUCGAUGGCUGCUGGGACGAGAAGGCAUAAGCUGGGAACCUCCAGCUGCAAGUGCCAUUUCGACGACCGUUGCAUCGUAUGAAGGCCCCCGGCAAGUGCCACCUGGCUUCACAGAACUUCAGGAUGUGCAUGGUGCCAAGUUUUACGCCAGUGACUUGCUUGACGUGGCCACCCGUGACAUUGAUGGGAUCCCAUACAGAGUAGACACCAUCAAAGGAGGCAUCCUGUCCGAGGAAAUGGGGCUGGGCAAAACCCUGGAAAUGAUUGGCCUCAUUCUUCUGCACCCUGCACCUCCAUGUUCAAUUGUAAGAAUGGGUGGUAACUCGCAGAAACCCGAAUUAAAGCCUACUGGGGCUACCUUGAUCAUAACACCAACAACUCUGCGCGCGCAAUGGGUUGCUGAGUUGAAAAAGCACGCACCGUCCUUGAGCGUCAUGAUUUACCAGGGGAUGAAACGGUCAUGCUUUGACAUAAGGAAUUCAAAUAAAGGCCAAAGCGAAUCGGCAAUGCUCGAAAAUUUCAUGUCUCAUGAUGUGGUCAUCAUGACUUAUAACGAACUCAGAGCUGAGAUACACUUUGCUUCACCACCCCCGGACAGAUCCCGGAGACAAGAGAGGAAGUACGCCCGCCCACUCUCGCCUCUGGUUCAAUGUUUAUGGUGGCGAGUGUGUCUGGACGAGGCGCAAGAGGUCGACUCAGGUGUGAGCCAGGCCGCCAUCCUCGCUCGAACGAUACCGCGCGUGAACGCUUGGGCAAUAACAGGCACUCCUAUCAAGGAUGACAUUACGGACCUCAAGGGGUUGCUGAAGUUUCUGCACUGUGAACCCUUCACACAUCACAGUAUAUGGGGAGAGCUCGUCCGUCGCCAAAGUGACUUCCACGCUAUAUUCAACACGCUUGCCCUUCGCCACUCGAAGCAACUUGUCAGGGACGAGCUCGAUUUGCCUUUGCAGAAACGCUAUGUGAUCAAAAUUCCCUUCAAUGCGGUCGAGGAUCAGUAUUACCAGAGACUCUUUCGUCGGUUGGUGAAGAAUUGUGACCUCAAUGAGCAAGGAGAGCCCACAGUCGAUGAUUGGGAUCCCAAGGACUACACGGCUGUCAUGCGGAACUGCCUGGACACACUGCGGAAGGCAGCUCUUCAUCCACAUGUGGGAGCGGGGAAUCAAAUGCUCCCUCGAAACGCUCUCCGGACCGUAAUGCAAGUCCUUGAUCACAUGCUUCUCGAAGCCGGAAGCAGUCUUUCAACAAAACAGCGUGCUCUCCUGACCAACAGGAUCACGCAGGGUCAGCUACUUGAGAAUUCGCCCCGAAAGAAAGAGGCUUUGGAAAUUUGGCUGCAAGUCCUCAGAGAAACGGAACCUUUGAUUAAAAAUGUGCGACAAGAAUUGCUUGAACAUCAAAAACCCGUUGACAAGGAACGGAAGCAACGGCAAAAACUGGAAAAGCUUAUAAAAGCGAAAGCCGCCCAGGAAUCAGGUAAUAACUUGGGUUCGGGCUCGGACUCGGACUUGGACUCGGACUCUUCAUCCUCCAGCGCAACCUCUUCUCUCUCCGAGUCCUCGUCUCCGGACGAUGAGAGUCUCGCAAAGCGCUUGGAUAAUGUGCGAAGGAAGUUGAAAUUCCUUCUCGAGAUCCAGGCUGAGAUGCAAAGAAAAUUGAGAUCACUCCUGGAGAUUGAGCACAAGGUGGUAUUUUUCAUUGGUAAUGCGUACUUCCAAAUCAAGAGCGACGAGGACAUGACCGAGCCUGACUCGGAAGAGUUUAAGCAACUUGCUAAGCUCGAGGACGAAUACUACGCUCGUGCAAAAAAGAUUCGUCAGGAAAUACUGCAGGAAGCCAACCAGAAAGCCACGUGCCUGAUGACCAGGAUUGAAGCCCGGGCAAAGAAGCAAGACUUUGUCGUCAUCCCGGAGCUGACUUGUGAUUUGAGGCCUGGCGUUGAGACCAUGUCUAUUGUGGAUAGGGUCCAAGUGCUGUGUGAGACUCUGAACGAUCAAGCCAACUGGUUGGAUGAGUGGCGUGAGCGGCUCAUUGGCCUCCUGUGCAAGCCAUUGAUCGACGAAGAGGAAGAGGUAACUGGCGACGAAUAUGGGGACUCCACUAAGGUACAGGAGGAGAUUAUUGUAUAUGUUCAAGUCAUCAGGGCCACAAUCGCCGAUCGUCUAGCAGCCAUGUCCGGGCAGCAGGUCUCCAAGCUUGUUGUUGAUGAGACGCGAGUCUCUCUCGCUCAGGCUACGAAAGGGGAAGGUCCCGCUCCGGAGCUGCUGAUUGAACUGCUUGCGACUCGCGAUAAGAUCGCACCGGGACCGGGUUCGGACUCUAUAAGGGGAUUCCUUGGGGAGCUGAGGACUUUGGCGACGUCACUGAGGUCGCAAGGCUCUGGGCGGGCGCAGCUUGAGUUGGGAAUUGUCGAGAAACUUCAAAAGUCGCUUGCCGACCAGUCUUGGGACCAGAGCAAGGCUCAUACUGCCUUGGAGUCGGAAAUUGACAAGUUCACAACCAUCAUGAAUGCCCGAGUUGAUUAUUAUCGACAACUUCAGGCCAUCUCAGACGAUGUUUCGCCGUAUGAUGUUAUACUUGACAAAGACGGCGAGAGAGAUGAAGACGCGACGGCUCGGGCUAUGUUUUCCCUUAAGAACGAGGAGGAAAGGCUCGCUCAGAUAGUGGAAAAGGUUGGCACUGAACACCGCUACUUGAUUAAUUUGAAGAAUGCUGGCGACAAAGAGGAAUCUCGCAUUUGUCCCAUUUGCCAGACCGACAUAACCAACGGGGUUAUGACCAUGUGCGGCCACCAGUUCGACAAGGAUUGUCUACUUGAGUGGUUAAAACGGGCUCCUACUUGUCCCACUUGCAAGCGUGAGGUGCAACGGCACCAGCUUCACUCUUUUAUUCUCAAGGCUCAAGAUCUGAAGCUUGUCGACAACGAUGGCAAAAUUGGAGGUGAAUCCAUGCCCACUAAGGCAAACAACGGCUAUCAACCCGUGAGAAGUGAGACGCGAACUGGAGACGGGAUAUAUGCGGCUUUUAAUUCCCAGAGACUGGCACAGAUCCAGUCCGUGAGGCUGGAACACCCCUCUUUUACGACAAAGGUCGACGCCAUUGUCCGGCACAUUCUGUGGCUGAGAAUGAGCGAGCCUGGCGCAAAGUCAAUCAUAUUCUCGCAGUAUACAGGCUUCUUUGGUGUUCUUUCGGCGGCCUUUACGAAAUACCGGAUUGGAUUCUCGUCCAUUGGCGAGCAGAAUGGCAUCGAGCGUUUCAAACAAGAGGCCGGGAUUGAAUGCUUCUUCUUGCACGCUCGCGCGCAGUCGAGCGGCCUAAACCUAGUCAACGCGAACCAUGUCAUUCUCUGCGAGCCGCUGCUCAACACGGCCCUCGAGCUGCAGGCGAUUGCGCGCGUGGACCGAAUCGGUCAGACCCAGGACACGACGGUGUGGCUGUACAUGGUCGAAGGCACCGUCGAGCCGACGAUUUAUAGCCUGUCGGUGCAGCGGCGUCUGGAGCAUAUGGACCGCGUCAUCAAAGAAAACACGGAUGGCGGCUGUUUCCUGGACGAAAAGACAGUCGAGGCGGCCAACUCGUUAGAGUUGCAGCAGGCGAGCUUGACCAAGCUAAUGCGAAAGGAGAAGGGUGCCGCAGCCGGUGAAGAGAUUCCCGCCGAUGAUCUUUGGAAGUGUAUCUUUGGGCAUGUCAAAAAGGACGAGAUGGAUGAAGAGGAUGCGGAGGAUAGGUUGCGGAAUGAUGUUGUAGUCAGGAGAAGAUUGUUGGGUGAUGCUGUGGAACAAAGGAUGAACGAUAGUGAGUGAGUGGAGUAGGUGAUACAUGGGAAAACAGCACAGGGGAAAAACAGUUACCCUCAUUGUCACCAUUGACUUGUGGCUAAGAAGACGGACCAGCUAUUUAAAAAAUUAUUUGUAAAUUAGAACGCUUUGGGGAUAUUAACAGGCAGCCAAGCGUCUGUGAUGACUGAAUAUACGAGGCUGAUUAUCUUGGG